Penicillium waksmanii is the source of this 1452-nucleotide messenger RNA. Its product is annotated as FAD-dependent oxidoreductase. The transcript is spliced from 6 exons. The record is from RefSeq and is a predicted model, not a curated record. NCBI's taxonomy places the organism in Eukaryota, Fungi, Ascomycota, Eurotiomycetes, Eurotiales, Aspergillaceae. Bases 1 to 1452 code for a protein of 483 amino acids.
AUGGACUCCAGAGACGUCGACGUGCUCGUAUGCGGAGGAGGAAUGUCAGGCAUGGCCUGCGCUUCCUUUGCAGCACAAGCUGGAGCUCGAGUUUUGGUGGUUGAAAAGCAGAACAAUGUGGGCGGAUCAUCAAACUACUCUGCGGGAAUGUUCUGGGGACCCCAGACCUAUGAGAAAUUGAGGUCCUGGGUUCCUGAUGGCGAUCCAGAACUCCAGCGUGCAUGGUUGGCCGACUAUUUAUCUGCCGUGCAAUGGAUGCGCGAAAAGGAAGUCCCUACAGCACCACGAUUUGAUGGGAUCAUGACAAUUGGGAUCGGUUUCCCAAUUAAAAUCCCCCACCUGCACAAUCUUCAUCGCAACCGGAUCGAGUCGAGCAAUACCGGUUCGGAGAUCUGGACAAACUCCACCGUUGUCAAACUUCUUCAGGAAAAUCCGGGUAUUCCGGGAUCUCGCAUCAAGGGUGCAAUUAUUCGCCGCGAGGACUCAAACUACGAAGUCACAGCUCGAACCGUCGUUCUGGCAACCGGUGGAUUCCAGGGCUCGUCUAGCCUUACAGCACAAUACCUCGGCCAGGGUGCGGACAAUAUAUUCGUACGUUCCAACAAAGGCUCCGUCGGCGAUGGCCUGAAUCUCGCGGUCGGAGCGGGCGCAGCAACAAGCAGGGGCAUGAACACAUAUUAUGGACAUCUCAUGGCCGCGCCUCUUCGGGCAGACCAGGUAGACCCCAAGGACUAUCUUCCACUGGCGCAAUAUCAAAGUAAAUAUUGUCUCCUGCUCAACCAGGCCGGUCGCCGUUUCGCGGACGAGACUACCGGCGACGAGAUCGUCAACCAAUACCUCGCAAAACAAGAGAAGCGACGGGGCUUCUUGAUUUUCAACGAGAAAAUUCGCCUCCAGCACUGCGUAUCCGCGUUAUUCCCCAACGCCGGUGAUAUAGAUCGCCUCCAAAAAGCCCGCGAGCAUGGCUGUAAUGUUGGGACCGCGUCUACCCUGGAUGGUCUUGCUCAGAUUCUCGCGGGAUGGGGAGUCGACAGCGUUGGGGCUAAGCGAACAAUUACGCAGUACGAAAGGGUAGUUCGCCACAAGGAUGCUGAACAGGGUCUUGACGCCCCGGUUGGCCCGGUACCCCCGACGCCUUUGGUAGAAGGCGAGGGUCCGUUUUAUGCGAUUGAAGUCCAGCCAUCGAUCACGUUCACCUAUGGUGGGAUUAAGAUCGACAAAGAGGGACACGCCCUAACUUCAGAUAAUGUGCGCAUUCCAGGGCUUCUUGUUGCAGGCGUUGACGCUGGUGGUUUCAGCAAUUUGGGAUACGCGGGUGGACUGGCGCUGGCUUUUGUGACGGGCUUCUGGGCUGCGAGGGAGGUUGCGAAGAAUUUGAGACUCCCUCUGCCUGAGCUUCCGCCAGCUGACCCGAGAGAUGCUGGAAUUUUACCGAUUAAGGGACGUCUUUAG